AUGGCACCUCCAGAUUUCAACACCACGAGCAGACGUGCGGAUUUGCCUGUCUAUACUCUGCAGGAAGGUCCGUACAACAUACGGCACACUAUGUUGAGUGAAGAGGGUGGCAGAGAGAACUUCCUCGAGAACUUGUGUCCUCAUCUGGGCGGUGCGAGUGAUCGUGUUAUCAAGGAAGCGAUCAAGAUGUUUGCCAGAGUGGGCGAGAAACUUGGCAAGGAUAUCGCUGAGGGCAUCAAGAACCACAAGGAGGGUAAAACUAUUGUCUGA
Aureobasidium subglaciale EXF-2481 is the source of this 270-nucleotide messenger RNA. RefSeq lists its product as uncharacterized. The transcript has 2 exons. Gene Ontology annotation, molecular function: heme binding. The coding region runs from base 1 to 270 and encodes 89 amino acids. The record is from RefSeq and is a predicted model, not a curated record. Lineage: Eukaryota; Fungi; Ascomycota; Dothideomycetes; Dothideales; Saccotheciaceae.